CUCAUCGGGGGGGCAGAGAGCAGCCCCCCCGCCCCGGCGGCUUUCCCGGCGGGGGACGGCGAGAGCAGCAGGCAGAGCAUGCCAGAGUGCAAAGUGUGGCGAAAUCCUCUCAAUCUUUUCAGAGGGGCAGAGUAUAGCAGGUACAUGUGGGUGACUGGGAAGGAGCCUCUUACUUACUAUGACAUGAAUUUGUCUGCUCAAGAUCAUCAGACGUUUUUCACGUGUGACACGGAUGCGCUUCGUCCUUCAGACACAGUCAUGCAGAAAGCCUGGCGGGAGAGGAACCCGCAGGCCCGGAUCAAAGCAGCGCAUCAGGCUCUGGAGUUGAACAACGAUUGUGCUACUGCAUAUGUCCUCCUGGCUGAGGAAGAAGCAACAACUAUUGUGGAUGCUGAGAAAUAUUUCAAGCAGGCUCUGAAAGCAGGAGAGAUGAUUUACAGAAAAUCUCAGAACUGCCAUUCCCAGAGCCCCCAGCAUGAAGCACAGCUGAGAAGAGACACCAAUGUAUUGGUUUAUGUGAAAAGGAGAUUAGCUAUGUGUGCCAGGAAACUUGGAAGAAUACGAGAAGCAGUAAAAAUGAUGAGAGAUUUGAUGAAAGAGUUUCCACUUCUCAGUAUGCUGAACAUCCACGAGAACCUCCUGGAGGCCCUUCUGGAGUUACAGGCUUAUGCAGAUGUCCAGGCAGUUUUAGCCAAGUAUGAUGCAUCUGGAAAAAUGAGUACGAGCUUCAGACUGCCUGCAGCACCCCUGUGUUUUGCUCGACACAACAGCCAGACCUGCAAUAUCAGUCUUCCCAAGUCAGCAGCAAUAUGUUACACAGCAGCUCUGCUAAAAGCCAGAGCUGUUUCAGAAAGGUUCUCGCCAGAAACUGCCUCCAAAAGAGGGCUUAGUACAGCAGAAAUUAAUGCUGUGGAAGCAAUUCACAGAGCUGUGGAAUUUAACCCUCAUGUUCCAAAGUAUUUACUAGAGAUGAAAAGCCUCGUGCUGCCUCCAGAGCACAUUCUGAAGCGAGGGGACAGUGAGGCAGUGGCCUAUGCUUUUUUCCACCUCCAGCACUGGAAGAGGAUAGAAGGGGCUCUAAAUCUGCUGCACUGCACGUGGGAAGGCACGUUUAGGAUGAUCCCAUACCCAUUGGAGAAAGGACAUCUUUUCUAUCCCUACCCGAGCUGCACAGAGACAGCAGACAGAGAACUGUUGCCAACAUUUCACGAAGUCUCCGUUUACCCCCAGAAGGAGCUUCCCUUUUUCAUCCACUUCACAGCAGGCCUGUGUUCCUUUUCAGCCAUGCUGGCUCUCCUCACCCACCAGUUCCCUGAGCUGAUGGUUGUUUUUGCAAAAGCAGUGCUGCGUUUGCUGUGGCCAGUGAGUGCCCCCAGCGUUCUGGCCUCCAGCUGAGGGCUGCACUGUGCUUUGGGGCUCUCACCCUUCAUCUUCCCUAUGGAACACAUUGAGGAUCUGCUGCUGUCCAGCCCCUGGCAUCAGCUCACUCUGCUGUGACUGGGGUGUAUUUUCCAUGAUAGUUUGAUUUUAUUGUCAUGAGCCUCACUUGGUGGUUGGCUGACCCCCAGCUGUGGGAGCCAAGGAAGAAAUCUGGGCUCUUCAAACUGAUAUCCUUGACAGGCUUCUAUGUUGAUGGUGCUUAACAUGUGAAUUUCUUCUUUGGCCUUAAUCUGUAAUCAUCUAAGAAAACAGUUCUUGUUGAGCAAUAGCUUAUUGCUCUCUAAAUCACUUGGACAACUGGAAACUCAUACUUCCUCUGUAAGAAAGGAGAAUACACAAACUGAGCAGGUGUUUGGAGUAUUGAUGCUUCCUUCUCAGCUGCAGAUGCACCAGAUACUUGGCUUAGGUUUAAUUUUAUAAGCCUUUUUCAAAAUAUUUGUUAACAGCAAAGUAUGGUUCUGCUUUCUUUAUUAAAAUGUUGCUACUUAACACAUUGAAUUUGUUGACUUCUUAAGUGUCUGUUUAAUAUAGAUUAUAAUGUGCAAACAAA
Molecule: messenger RNA, 1990 nt
Organism: Ficedula albicollis (Collared flycatcher)
Lineage: Eukaryota; Metazoa; Chordata; Aves; Passeriformes; Muscicapidae
Gene: ST7L
Product: suppression of tumorigenicity 7 like
Exons: 15
Coding region: 79-1395 (438 amino acids)
Molecular function (GO): protein binding
Source: RefSeq, a predicted model, not a curated record